Messenger RNA from Aspergillus welwitschiae, 366 nucleotides. RefSeq lists its product as uncharacterized. Bases 47 to 325 code for a protein of 92 amino acids. The transcript has a single exon. The record is from RefSeq and is a predicted model, not a curated record. Lineage: Eukaryota; Fungi; Ascomycota; Eurotiomycetes; Eurotiales; Aspergillaceae.
GACAGUUUGAACAUCAUGUCUCGUCGACAAUAUUAUCCAAUCACUGAUGACCAUGUCGAUGAUCCCAAGGGCUAAGCAGGCACUAAUGCCCUGCGCUGUCCGUUCGGCCCUUUGCUCCUCGGGCUUGUGGUGGCUGGGCCCGAGGAGGCUGGGAGACAUCGCCGGCCGUAUAACCAACCACCUCAACCGUGAUACCAGCCCAAUUCAGCACCGUCCCUUACCUUUUUGUUUGCUGUACUUACCUCUUAUUACCUCGUGGGCAGGUUCAGGGUCUGCAUCUGAGGGAAUGUUCAUCGGACACAUCCACAAUCCGCACUGCAAGUGAGCUGUUCACCGCAUACAUUCCUCGGUUGAUUUUCGGCCGCC